CAGUAUUUGUUAGUUUGUCUUCAUUGCUUCGCUCCUUGUUCCUCGAGCUGCCAUGGCCCCUUGCCACAUGUCCCACAAACAAAUCAUUUAAACAUCUUUAGCUGGAAUUGGUUCUGUCCCCAUUGUAGCACACAACUGUGAAAAGUGAAAUGAGGGUAUUUGAUACAAAUGGAAGUAGUUACCUUGUGGGCUAAGGAGUUGUUACUUGUAACUUGUAAGUUGUAGCAUUCGAAUGAUCUCUUUAUCUAAUACUGUCCUAUUAAGAAAUGAGGAAAGCUGAGUAAUUUAAAGGUAGAAGGCUUAUCUAGACAAAAGCAAAAAGCGUAGGACAAGUAAAAGAUUUUGGUAUAUGAAUUGUAAAGUAUGAUUUUAGUACUUGUGAAUUUAAAAUUGAUGUUUUAAUGGAGGUCUUAAGGGGGGGGUUUUAGGUCUACCAACUGGUGGUUAGGGUUUGAAGCUCUGAAGCAAACACCAACACCAACCACCACGCCGUUCUGUUCACAGCGACUUUAGUUUUCAUGGAAUUUUGGGGCGGGUCUGCAGUUCGUCCCACGUGAGAAAGGUGGAAUAAUUUACACCCAUUUUAUUAGUUUUGUAACCUCCAAUUGGUAUCAAUGUAGUAUUUAAUAAUUGUUUUUUUAUUAUAUUUUUGUUGGUGUCAUUGUUCAACGAUAAGGAGGUCUUGUUUUGAGAUCUCUUGGGAUUGGUUUUGUCUCCGUUUUGGGGCUUCACUCGCUCUUGAUCUCCUCUGCUCCACUUUAGAGGCGCAAACUUCUGGGGUUUCAGACUGGAUGGAUCCGAGACAGAAAGUGAAGGAUGUCAAACAGUCGAAGAGAAGUCUUGCCAACUUUGAAUCUACCGGACCUAAAACUUGCUUCUUAUCCUGAACAGCCUCUUCUUCCUGGCAAUGUGAUGAUGUAUCCAAACCAGACAUCUUCUGCUGGGUCCUACUCAGGAUCUUCAUUGGGAGUUCUCCAUCUUAUCACAACCAUGUCGAAGUCCCAUCUGCAGGGGUAAGAAAUGAGGUGGUAUACAUUCCACCAACAGGUGAUGUCAGUAUGCAAUCUGUUGGUCUGCAGUUAAAAAAUGCUACAGGUGCUCCGACUGGCAAUUUUGUUACCGGAAAUCCUCAGAUAGUGCCAAGGACACAGCUAGGCAUUCUAGAUGCUGAACAGAAUUUGCUGCCUCAGCGAUUAUCUCUCAGCCUCAGCACACAGAUACCAUCCACAGUUCCACUGGCUUCAUUUCAGUACCAGUAUGUGAACCCAGGUCUCUCUUCACUUUUUGGUUCUCAUGUUUCAUCUUCAGCGGAGAGAACAAUAUCUUGUGAAGGUGAUGAAAGUUCUCAAGCUAAGGAGUUUAGAAAUGAUGAAUACCUACCAUCUAGUUUCCCAGGAACUGAUCAGAGUGCUGUCAAAACAGAGGCCUUGUGCAAUCCUCGAUACUCAGAAAUCCCUAAAGUAACUGGUGCUGAUCAGUGUCUCUAUGAAUCUUUUGGUCCUGCAAACACUGUCUUGAACUCCAAAUUCCUCAAGUCAGUACAGCAAUUGCUUGACGAAGUAGUUAAUGUCCGAAAAACUUUGAAGCAGCAGGAGUUUGACAAACACCAUAAGUUCCAUGAGAUUGGUUUAAAUGGCUCCAAAGAGAAUGAUGAGAGAUCCAAUAAUCGCACUAUACUUUCCUCACCAAUUGGGAGCUCUUCAGACCCUAAUGGGUUGGUUACCAAUUCCUCCUGUAAGCUUUCACCCACAGAACGACAGGAUUUGGAGCACAAGAAGGCCAAGCUUUUGUCCAUGUUGGAUGAGGUAGAUAAAAGAUACAAACAGUAUUAUGAUCAGACACAAAUUGUGGGAUCCUUUUUUGACAUGUUAGCUGGGUUUGGGGCGGCAAAAACAUACAUGGCACUUGCCCUGCAAAGAAUUUCCCGCCACUUCCGCUGUUUGCGUGAUGCAAUCAGUGGCCAGAUUCGAAUAACCUGCAGAAACCUUGGGGAGCAAGAUACUUCACCAAAUGGUCUAGGUGGUGGAAUGUCUCGUCUUGGCUAUGUAGACCAGCAGCUCAGACAACAGAGAGCUCUUCAGCAGUUUGGUGGGAUGCGACAUGCGUGGAGGCCACAGAGGGGACUGCCUGAAAGUUCUGUUUCAAUCCUUCGCACAUGGCUGUUUGAGCACUUUCUUCAUCCUUAUCCAAAGGAUUCGGAGAAAAUCAUGCUAGCUAGGCAGACCGGCUUGACCAGGAGCCAGGUUGCAAACUGGUUUAUAAAUGCACGGGUGCGUCUUUGGAAGCCCAUGGUUGAGGAGAUUUAUAAAGAAGAGAUUGUUGAUUCAGAGACAAAGUAUAAAUCUUCCCCAGAGAGUCCUCCAAAAGAACCAAGAGAUGAUUCCUGGGCAUCUGAGGAUAAGGGAGAAGAGUUGCAAGAAACUAUGACAUCCACAGCAGCUGCAGGUGGCCACCUGGGUCAAUCACAUAACAUGACGUCUGAUUUUAUGCGUGAUGUGGAAAUGAAUGGGCCUACGGCAAGAAUGAGCUUUCAAAAGGGCGCCCAUGGAGAUGUGGACACAGAUUGUGGGAUAAUGAAAUUACAGGGCGAUCAAAACUCUAAUAUGGAUGACCAUAGCCUUUAUCUUGAUGAGUUUGUUCCAACCAACCAGAAUGGUGAUGGGAGUCUUAUGGCUGCAACAUACCACAUAUCAGAGUUGAGUGACCUAGGAGUUGGCAGUCAGGUGUCACUUGCAUUGGGGUUGCGGCAUUGUGAAAGUGAUGUGCCAUCCAUUUCUGGGGGGCCCCUUAUUAGAGGGGGUGAUAUUGCUGCUUCUGUGGGCCCUGACACUGCCGAAUAUAAUUGCAUGGAUUCAGGAAACCAGCGACAUAGGUUUGGCAAACCCCAUCUCAUACAUGAUUUUGUAGUCUGAAACAAAGCUUGCCCCCAGCUUUAUGAGAAAAAAUCUACCUUGUCAGAGAAGGGAAAAAUCUUUAGAAUAAGAAGAAAGAGAAAGGAAACGUAAUAACAACCCUUGAAGGGGUGAAGAACACGAGCAAUAUGAGAAUAGAUUUGGGUACCCAGUUGUAAUAUAACAAAGUGAUUCGUGGAAGCUUAGGCAUUUGUAAAUAUAAGGUGCAUAUAUGUUCUUGUGUAAUAUGUGAAAUAACGGAAGUUCCACACUUAAUCUCUAGUGUGAAAUUGUUGGAUACUGUCUAGUGGGACAUUGAUGUAUACUUUGUAGUGGGAUAUAUCAUCUCAUUUGAAAUAAAUCUGACAUAAGAAUGAAUGGGUCGUGCUGUAUUGGUUUGGAGAUUC
Vitis riparia (riverbank grape) is the source of this 3298-nucleotide messenger RNA. RefSeq names its product BEL1-like homeodomain protein 7. Gene Ontology annotation, molecular function: DNA-binding transcription factor activity, RNA polymerase II-specific; RNA polymerase II cis-regulatory region sequence-specific DNA binding. Gene Ontology annotation, biological process: regulation of transcription by RNA polymerase II. The record is from RefSeq and is a predicted model, not a curated record. NCBI's taxonomy places the organism in Eukaryota, Viridiplantae, Streptophyta, Magnoliopsida, Vitales, Vitaceae. The transcript has 5 exons. Bases 1059 to 2912 code for a protein of 617 amino acids.